ACUAGAUGUUACUUUGUAACACAGUGUUGCUUCAGACAGUAAUAGUUUCUGUUAUGCGCAGCUGCUGUUCCAGCCACGAUGCUCGCCCUCAUUAUUUUCCUCUCCUCAUCAGUCGAACUACUCACUGCAGAGCCCAUACAUGCUUUUGUGAUCCCCCACAGUCACAUGGAUGUGGGCUGGGUGUACACAGUGCAGGAAAGCAUGCACGCCUAUGCUGCUAACGUCUACACUACAGUUGUAAAAGAAUUAGCAAUUGAUUCCAGACGGAAAUUUAUAGUAGUAGAACAGGAAUUCUUUCGCUUGUGGUGGGACGGGGUAGCUGAUGAUUUGCAAAAACAACAGGUGAAGCAGUUGGUUCUUAAUGGACAACUAGAGUUUAUUAUUGGAGGUCAGGUGAUGCACGAUGAAGCAGUCACUGCCAUAGACGAUCAGAUUUUACAGUUAACAGAAGGACAUGGAUUUCUGUAUGAAACCUUUGGAGUGAGGCCUCAGUUCUCCUGGCAUGUGGAUCCUUUUGGUGCUUCAGCUACAACACCUACGUUAUUUGCUAUGGCUGGUUUUAAUGCUCAUCUCAUUUCCCGCAUUGAUUAUGAUAUCAAAGCUGAGAUGCAAAAUGCCAAGAAGCUACAGUUUGUUUGGAGAGGAUCCCCUUCUUUGUCAGAGAAGCAGGAGAUUUUCACUCAUGUAAUGGACCAAUACAGCUACUGUACUCCCCCAUAUUUGCCGUUUUCUAAAAGAUCAGGUUUUUACUGGAAUGGAAUUGCACUUUUUCCUGAUCCACCCAAGGACGGUAUAUACCCAAGUAUGAGUCUUCCAGUAACAAAUGAUAACAUCCGUCUAUAUGCAGAAACAAUGGUGCAAAAUAUUAAAGAGAGAGCAGGGUGGUUUAGAAGUAAUGAUGUCCUUUGGCCUUGGGGAUGUGACAAGCAGUUCUUCAAUUCUUCUGUCCAGUUUCCUAAUAUGGAUAUGUUGCUUAAUUACAUAAACAGUCGUCCAGAGUAUGGAAUCUAUGUACAGUAUGCAACACUUGGAGAUUAUUUUAAGAGCAUUUAUAGCAGAAACUUCACUUGGGAGGUUCAAAAUAACCAAGAUUUCCUUCCAUAUUCAUCAGACUUAUCCCAAGCAUGGACAGGGUUCUAUGCAUCCCGCAAUAUAUUAAAAGGAAUUGCACGGAGGGCCAGUGCGUUGUUGUAUGCAGGGGAAUCUGCUUUCACUAGGUAUAUUUUAAAGCAUUCAUCUGGCCCACUAUCUAAAAUGUGGGCGCUACAGCAGUUGCAAAGCCUUCGUUGGGCAGUCUCAGAGGUCCAGCAUCAUGAUGGAAUAACAGGCACAGAGUCCCCCAAAGUUAGAGACAUGUAUUUGAAAAAUCUAUUUCAAGGAAUGAUAGGAGUCCGAAAACUUAUGGAACUCAUAGUUCAAAAUUGGGCAGUCACUGACAAGAGCAAGAAUGGAGAUGAUCUAAUGCAUAUUACAGUGUACAACCCUUUGGCAUGGGAAGUUACCACAGUUGUUACCAUUUCACUGAAUGUCUCGGCCAUCGGUGUAUAUGAUGAGUUUGGACAUCCAGUUCCAGCGCAGAUUCAGAAAUCUGCUGACUCAAACCAUGUUUUUGAUUUGUAUGUGCUUGUCACUCUGGAUGGGCUAAGCUAUGGAAGAUAUACUAUAAGACAAGGGAGCCCUGACACUGGCACGGACAACCUUGCAAUUGGAAGAUUGAUGACCUUUGAAAAAAAAUCAGCACGCAGCAAAUCCAAGCACAAAGCAAACUUGAUUCCUCUGAUAAAUGAUUGUUACAUUGUUUGGAUUGACCAAAACUCUAACCUACUGCAUGGAAUAACCGACAGAGAGAAGAAUAAUAACAUUACGAUGACCCAGGAAUUUCUAGAGUACCAUGCCAAUGGAGAUAUUGGUACUGGUCCAAUUUCCGAUAACUACUUGUUCACAGCAAAAGGACCGGCUUUACCAGUUGCAAAGGCUGUGGGACUAGAAAUUAUAUUCGGGAAGCUGGUGACUGAAAUAAGACAAUAUUUUUACAGCAAUAUCACUACACAGAACUAUCUGUAUGCAAUAUUUUCAAGAAUCUACAAUGCUCCAGAUGAUUAUGACAAGACUCUCCUUUGCCAUCACAUAGAGCAGCAGUAUAGAGUUGGGCCACUGGAACUUAAUCGGGAGUCCAUUAUAAGAACAAGCACUGAUAUACAAACGGAUAAAAGGAUUUACACCGAUGACAAUGCAUAUCAAAUGCAAAUGAGGCAAUUCAAGACAUAUACCAGCAACACUGUGGCAAGGAACUAUUAUCCAAUGGUUCGAACAGCCUACAUAGAAGACAACAGUACUCGGCUUGUCUUUCUAACUGAAAGGUCUCAUGGAAUCUCAAGUCUGGAGAAUGGUCAAGUUGAGAUUAUGUUGCACAGACGAUUGUGGAAUAACCUUGAAUGGGACCUAAAUUACAAUCUAACAUUAAAUGAUACCUCGGUAGUUAGGCCAACCAUUUGGCUCAUAUUAGGAUCCAAAGAGUUGACUGGCUCAUUGUACCAGAGGUUUGGGAUGGCACUUGAACAUAAACCAUUAGUUAUAUAUAACCAUCUAACAGGAAAUGGAUCAACAUAUAACAAGACAUCACGUAAAACCACUGAUAUGAAUGUUACAUUACCCCCAAAUAUUCAUCUUCAAAUUCUAAGCAUUCCAGGUUGGAAAUAUUCUUCAAAUCACACAGAACAUAUUGAGAAGAUAUAUAAAGGAAAAGUAUAUGAAAAAGAGGCAGAUUUUCACCGUGUACUUCUUCGAAUACAGCAUUUGUAUGAGAUUGAUGAAGACCCCAUCCUUUCCAAGCCUGUAGCGUUAAACCUCCAGAACCUACUAAGAGGUUUGGGAACAGUGGUAUUUGUGGAAAAUCGAUCUUUGACCGGAACUUGGGCUGUAAAUGACAUGAGUCGAUGGAAGUGGAAUACCAAGCAAGUGAAUCAUGAUGAUCGCAUGGAACAUAACCUAAGGACAAAAGACUUUAUUCUGGUUGUCUACCCUAAAGAAAUAAAAACUCUAUUUGUGUAUUUUCAGGAAUCUUCUGAAACUGACAUGGAAUAGCCAAAAUAAUUGAAUUAGAUAUUAAAUGCAAAGUUAAAUAUUUGUUGUAGCUUUCUUGACCACUCUAAAGUAGACAAAGUUGAUAUCACAGUAGACUGUGGUAUUUGCCUGUUCUGUAUUGGUACCUUUUUACUUUACUAAGCACUGUAACCUCGUCAUGAUUGUAAAUAUAACUGUAAGUUAAUUAUACAAAAUUAAGCAAAUGCACUGACCAAAAGUGUCUUUCACUAUUGUUAACCGGCAGAUAUUGCACUUGUAUAAAGAAAUCUCAACAUAUAUCUCAGGUAUGUUAUUGAUUUAAUAGAGAAGAAAGAAAAUCUUGCUGUUUGAAAAAGGGAAUACUUUUCCUGGUCAAAUUACGUGAGACCUCUUUCAUACAGUGCUCUAUAGCAUAUUAAAAACAUUAUGAGGUCCAUCACAAUUCUUUAGGAAACUUUAUCUAAUAGAUAUCAAAUUAUUUAUCUACAAAACUCUCCAUAGACACAAUCAGAAUUUUCCAACACUUUUUAAAUGAGUCCCAUUUCUACCGAUCACAAAGUUGUUUAUAAUUAUCUAGAUCUUUUUCAAACAGUUUUGACUUUUCAAAUUCAAGAGCUAAGAUAAGCUGAUACAGCCCCAGAUAACAUAUUACUAGCUACUUCUUUCUUUAUCAAUUACAUUUCACAAAAUAUUAAUAAGAAGCACAAACAAUAACACAACUAACACACAUGCCCACUGUACCCACUGUGCCCAUAAUUCCCGGCUCUAAACCCUUAGAGAAACUUAUAUUUCUAUACUUUGUCACAUAAGUUAAUUGCGCACACAUCAUCAAUUAACAUCACAACACACCAUAACAAGGAUUAAAGGGACACUAAAUACAUUUCAGGCACUAAUCAUGGGUGCUGUCAUCAUGGAAUAUAGAUAUUGCCCAGGGGUGUACCUUGGCAAACAAGGCACUUGUCAAGGGCAGCAGAUUGGGAGGGGCAGCACUUUUUUUGUGGCUAUAUUUUUAAGAAGCUUACAGUUAUUUUAGAAAUAUUAUACAGGUAUAUAAUGGAAGAUUUUGCCCUAAAGAGCUUGCAUUAUAGGGGGGUAUAAUAAGAGACUGCAUUGGAAAUGCCAUAAAAAAAAUCCACAUUACCCCCAGACCAAACAAUAUUGUGGCCAAAAUAGGCCUAAAACUUUUUUUUGUUGGGGGGGCAGCAGAAUUUUGAGCGCCUAGGGCAGAAAAAGACCUAAAUACUGAUAACGCCUUUACUACCCAUUGCCCAGCUUUAUAUAACCAAUAUUGUGAUAUUAAUAUACUUUAUAACCUCUAAAUCUUUGCCUGUACCUAAGCCCUUGCAGGCCGCCUCUUGUUCACGUGUGCCAUGUAGAAAACAUUGUGCUCACUCCUGUGGAGAAUGGUAAUUUGUAGGCAGGAACUAGCACUAAUUGGCUAAAUUGCAAGUAACCAUGCUGGUUAUGCUAAACUGAGGAAUGAACAAUAAAGGGAUUAUCUAUCUUUUUAAACAAUAAACAUUUUCAAGUAGACUGUCCCUUUAAUGCUGAUAGGUUUAUAGUGACUUCAUGCUAAUAGGAAAUGCUAACAAACCAAUAAGCGUUUGUUGGAAGUGUACAACUGAUACUAGUACAUUUCUUUAAAGUUAUAUGAAACAUAAAAAAAAAGUAUUUUGUGAUUCAGAUAGAGCAUGUGAUUUUAAACAACUUUCCAAUUUACGUCUAUUACCAUUCUUUGUCUAUAACCAGAUCUUUGUUCUUUUAGUAUCUUUUAUUGAAAAGUAGGGCAUAAGCUCAGGAGACAGCCCACGUUUGCAGCAGUAUAUGGCAGCAGUUUUGCAAAAAAUGUUAUCUAUUUGCAAGAGUACUAUUUCCUGCCAGGUAGAGCUCAAGACAGCUACCAUGGUAUCUCUUCAACAAAGAAUAAAGUGGGAACAAAGCAAAUUUGAUAGUAGCAGUAAAUUGGAAACUUCCUUUUUUUUUUUAAAUUAUAUGUUCUGUCUCAAUCACAAAUGUUGGGGUUUCACAUCCCUUUAAAUGUAAAUACUUUUAUGAAAAUGCUUUAUGUUUAAAUUUUGCUCUUUCUUUCUUUUUUUCUGUGUACAAUGUCCCUUUUAAAUGGGUCAAUUAAAAUAACCACAUUUUUUUAGAGGUAUUUAACAGCAAAAACAGGCAAAAAAAUGAAUGUAUUUUGUAAUGUUGUUUUUUUCUUAAUUAAACAUGUUUUAGCCAUUCA
This is a messenger RNA of Bombina bombina (fire-bellied toad), 5299 nucleotides long. RefSeq names its product mannosidase alpha class 2B member 2 (gene MAN2B2). Lineage: Eukaryota; Metazoa; Chordata; Amphibia; Anura; Bombinatoridae. The record is from RefSeq and is a predicted model, not a curated record. The transcript is spliced from 19 exons. Gene Ontology annotation, cellular component: lysosome. Gene Ontology annotation, biological process: mannose metabolic process. The coding region runs from base 79 to 3084 and encodes 1001 amino acids. Gene Ontology annotation, molecular function: alpha-mannosidase activity; carbohydrate binding.